GAAUAGAAACACGCUCUUGCCCUCACUUAAGAUGGUCACCUUCUGCCUUUGUCCUCAUUGGUGAAUUGGCUAGCUCAGCUUCCGUGACCCGCCCCUCUUCUUCCUCUUGCCCGUAGUAGCCAUGGCGGCCAUGAGUCUGUUGCAGCGGGCUUCCGUUACGGCGGUGGCAGCUCUGUCUGGCCGCCGCCUCGGCACUCGACUCGGAUUUGGGGGCUUCCUCACUCGUGGCUUUCCGAAGGCUGUUGCUCCUGUUCGACACAGUGGAGGCCAUGGGAAAAGACUAUUUAUCAUCAAACCUACAGGAUUCUAUGACAAGCGUUUUUUGAAGUUAGCGAGAUUCUACGUUUUCUUGACUGGGAUUCCAGUGGCAAUUAUCAUAACUCUGGUGAAUAUAUUCAUUGGUCCAGCUGAACUAGCAGAAAUUCCAGAAGGCUAUAUCCCAGAACACUGGGAAUAUUUUCAGCAUCCCAUAUCAAGAUGGAUUGUCCGUACUUUCUAUGAUUGUCCUGAAAAGGAUUAUGAAAAAACAUUGGCCGUCCUUCAGAUUGAAACUGAAAAGGCUGAAUUACGGUUAAAGGAGAUGAAAAUACGAAACUUAAUGCGUUCGAGAGGAGAUGGGCCCUGGUAUCACUUUGACACAGUUGAUAAGGAACUUAUUGAUCAUUCUACAAAAGCAACUCCUGACAAUUAAGCAUUUUUUUCUCUAAAUACAAAGUAUAUUCUCUUUAUUGGAAAAUAAGUUAGUAAAUAUAUUCUGUAUUUUUGUUCUCCAUGAAAAAUAAAAGAGCUUCUGACAUUACCGUUUCCCAGUGUUGGUUCAGAUUAAAGCUUUUGUUUGGGGGUUUGGCUUCCAGUCCCUGAAGAAGGUUUAAAAUGUGCUAAUAAAAACUGGAGAGCUAGGAGUUUGUGAACUCCUAAAGCUGCAGCAACUUUGAAAGGGAGUGUUUCGUUUACCUGACAAAUGGAAGUUAUAGAAGUCUAAUUAUGUUAAGCACCAGUCAUUACAUUAUUUUGUACAACUGUCUGUACUGUAGACGUCUAUAUUGAAGGGCAACUUCGGAUUUUAAGUUCUAUAAAGUACUGAACCAACCCUGUAAAAUGUUAACUCCUUAAUAAACAGAUUUUCAGUAGACGAAUUUUAAAGUUUA
Cebus imitator (Panamanian white-faced capuchin) is the source of this 1148-nucleotide messenger RNA. RefSeq names its product NADH:ubiquinone oxidoreductase subunit B5 (gene NDUFB5). Lineage: Eukaryota; Metazoa; Chordata; Mammalia; Primates; Cebidae. The record is from RefSeq and is a predicted model, not a curated record. The coding region runs from base 122 to 691 and encodes 189 amino acids. The transcript is spliced from 6 exons.